This is a messenger RNA of Hippocampus zosterae (dwarf seahorse), 2952 nucleotides long. RefSeq names its product deltaA (gene dla). Gene Ontology annotation, biological process: Notch signaling pathway; heterophilic cell-cell adhesion; cell communication. The coding region runs from base 554 to 2743 and encodes 729 amino acids. Gene Ontology annotation, cellular component: protein-containing complex; plasma membrane. The record is from RefSeq and is a predicted model, not a curated record. Lineage: Eukaryota; Metazoa; Chordata; Actinopteri; Syngnathiformes; Syngnathidae. The transcript is spliced from 10 exons. Gene Ontology annotation, molecular function: calcium ion binding.
AAAAAAGAGAGAAAAGUUUCAUAUUUCCUCUCGUCCGCCCAACGUGCGGUGGGAGGACGACGAAGCUCCCGGCGCGGUGGCCAGCGUGCGCCGGGGCCAGAUUGGGGGGGGGGGGGGGCGUUGGGGGGAGAGUUGGAGGGCUCAUUUGCAUGUUAUUAGCAUAGCAUGUAUAUAACCGGCUGUGGGCGGCCCGCGCCGGACAGCCGCGAAGAAAAGAAGACGAAAGAAGAAGGAGGCGAGGAGCGCAGAGAAACAAGGCCAACAUGAGGGACUCUUGCUCCCCCAACAAGAAAGGAGACGGCCGCCUUUGUCGGGGAUUAUAACGCCAAACGGGACGGGACGGGACGAGUCGAUUAUUUAUUUGUAACCUACUCUUGCAUCCCGGGAGAAAGUUUUGGGAUUAACCGUCUCGCUGUACUUUUUUUUUCUUUUUUUUCUCCCCUACCGCCUUCCUCAUCCUCCGGGACGCGCAUGCGCGGUGGCGCUUUGGUGGCCGCUCCAUGCAUCUUCCUGCCGGGCCCCUUUUAGCUUUUCUUCCUUUCUUUAUUGAAUCAUGUAUUUAUUGAAGAUGCUGCUGGGCGCCGCGGUGCUGGCCGCGUUGCUGUGUCAGGGCUUGUGCUCGGGCGUGUUCGAGUUGCGCCUGCAGGAGUUCCUCAACAAGAAGGGCGCGCAGGGCAACCGAAACUGCUGCGGCCGGAGGGGCGGCGACGGCGGCGGCUCCCCCGCCUCGUCGUCGUCGUCGUCCGCGGGGCAGUGCGCCUGCCAGACCUUCUUCCGGGUGUGCCUGAAGCACUACCAGCCCAACGCGUCGCCCGAGCCGCCGUGCACGUACGGCGGCGCCGUCACGCCCGUGUUGGGCGCCAACUCCUUCCAAGUGCCCGACGCCAUCCCGGAGAGCUCCUUCAGCAACCCCGUCAGGAUCAACUUCGGCUUCACUUGGCCGGGGACCUUCUCGCUCAUCAUUGAGGCACUGCACACCGACUCUAAAGACGACUUGUCCACAGACAACCCGGAGCGAGUGAUCAGCACCAUGAUCACCCAGCGCCACUUGACAGUGGGCGAGGACUGGUCGCAGGACCUGCACACGGCGGGCCGCACGGAGCUCAAGUACGCGUACCGCUUCGUGUGCGACGAGCACUACUACGGCGACGGAUGCUCGGUCUUUUGCCGGCCCCGGGACGACGCCUUCGGACACUUUGCGUGCGGAGAACGCGGGGAGAUCGUGUGCGACGCCGGCUGGAAGGGACAAUACUGCACCGAGCCAAUAUGCCUGCCGGGCUGCGACGACGAGCACGGCUUCUGCGAGAAGCCCGGCGAGUGCAAGUGCCGGGUGGGCUUCAAGGGUCGCUACUGCGACGAGUGCAUCCGCUACCCGGGCUGCCUCCACGGGACCUGCCAGCAGCCCUGGCAGUGCAACUGUCAGGAGGGCUGGGGGGGCCUCUUCUGCAAUCAAGACCUCAACUACUGCACGCACCACAAGCCCUGCAUGAAUGGGGCCACUUGUAGCAACACGGGCCAGGGCAGCUACACCUGUUCCUGCAGGCCCGGCUUCACUGGCGCCAGCUGCGAGAUCCAAGUCAACGAAUGCGCCGGGAACCCCUGCCGUAAUGGGGGCAGCUGCGCCGACUUGGAGAACACCUACAGGUGCGAGUGCCCCCGCGGUUUCUACGGCAACAACUGCGAGCUGAGCGCCAUGACGUGCGCCGACGGGCCGUGCUCCAACGGCGGCCGCUGCGUCGACAACCCCGACGGCGGCUACUUCUGCCACUGCCCCACCGGGUACGCCGGCUUCACCUGCGAGAAGAAGAUCGACCACUGCACCUCGGCGCCCUGCUCCAACGGUGCUCAUUGCGUGGAUCUGGUCAACUCGUACCUGUGCCAGUGCCCAGAAGGCUUCACGGGCAUGAACUGCGACCACGCCGGCGACAAGUGCUCCUCGUACCCCUGCCAGAACGGCGGCACCUGCCAGGACGCCGCUCACGGCUACACCUGCACCUGCCCGCCGGGCUACGCGGGGCGCAACUGCAGCUCGCCCGUCAGCCGCUGCGAACACAAGCCGUGCCACAACGGCGCCACCUGCCACGAGAGGAAUAACCGCUACGUCUGCGCCUGCGCCCCGGGUUACGGCGGCCGCAACUGCCAGUUCUUGCUGCCCGAGCACGCCGCCAUCCGAGGCUCCGAGGUGCCCUGGAUGGCGGUCGGGUCCGGGGUGGCUCUGGUGCUCCUGCUUCUGGCGGGGUGCGCCGUGCUGCUUGGAUUCCUCCGCUCCAAAGCCCAACGCGACGGUCCGGGGGAGGCCGGCGGAGAGGGCGAAACCAUCAACAACCUGACCAAUAACUGCCAACGCGGCGAGCGGGACGCCGCCGUCCCGCCGACUCCGGGCGUGAAAAACAUCAACAAAAAGAUGGACUUGUGCGGCGUGGAGGAUCCCGAGGAGGGGGCGUCACCGGGACGUCGGUGCGACAAGAGCAGACCGCCGCCCGCAGACUACAACCUGGUGCGCGAGGUCAACUACGAGCGGGCGGCCAAAGAUGCGGCGUCGGAGGCUGCCCGCGAGGACAAGGCCCGAUCCCCGGACUCCUUUGAGUUUGAGGAGAAACACAGCAAACGCUUAAAAUGCGAAACGUCGGAAAUAAAUUGCCCGGAAACGUCCGCGUGUGCGGACAACAAGUACAAAUCUGUGUUUGUCGUGUCGGAGGAGAAGGACGAAUGUAUCAUUGCAACUGAGGUGAGUAGUUGUUGACGUUGUUGAAGGCGAUUCGCUUUGGCUCCGUCCAACCCGGAUGUGAAGCUUACCCGACUAAAUACGAGUGGAGUGAUUGACGGGACGCUUACAUUGCAACCGCCUCGACUGUAAGGACCAUUUCCGAGAACAGCUUGGGGUCUGCGAUGCACGGAGUUGAAACGCCAUCGUGGAACACGGUCCAAUGAUGCGGGUCAGGAUCCCUUGAA